AUGGCUAGCAUUCCACCGAAUAAACCACGAAACCCAUAUCCAUUACCACCUCAUCGCAGGUCUGGACAAAAUGGACCGGUAGGCAUCAACUUUCAGGAGUGGAACGAAAAUAUCCAAGAGUGGUUAGAGUAUCAUCCUGGGUUCCUGCCUGAGACUUACCUUGCAGACGGUCAACCAGCAAAUGGCCAAUUCCCAGUAAUAUGGAAUAAGAUAAUGGCUGUAACACGACUUCUCAUGAACGAUCAAGCAUAUCUCGAUACAGCAGGCCCCCUAGGAGACAUUGAAAGAGUCAGGGCGGACCUUAGGACUGUCGUCGAAAGGGCUGGAUAUAUCAAGAAUGCCGUAUGUCUCGGGUUGGGCUCGAUUCAAUACCAAAGUCCUGGGAACUAUAAACACCACUAUGUUCAGCAGUGUGGCCUGUUCUUUGCUCUCUGCAAGAUGAUCGAAGAGAAGCAAGACAUGACUCCAGGAUCACUGCCGACAAUCUUUCAAGAUCCAGCUUUCCAGCUCGAAGACCGAUACAUCCUCGAGGAAAUUGGCGGUCAAACCAUCGUCGAGCAUCCUGAAGCAAACAACUAUAUGAACGGACAAUCUUUCGUCUAUGCACCCCAUUUUCCGUUUGAUCAUCUGUUCGACACAAUCCUUGGAGAGGGUCAUGAGCCGGAACUGUUGUACACGAACACUUUCCAUGGAAGCCUGGGUUCCAUCGGUUGGCUGAUCACCGACAGUUACCUCAAGAAGGUAUACUGGACUCGAGACACGACCGUCGACCAGAAGUCAGUCGACAUGUACAACGUGGCCACACGUUUUCUUGAAACUCGCGAAGGGAUUGUUUAUUGGGGAGACUAUGCCCACCCAACGAAAAAUGGGGAAUUGUCAAUUAUGCUGAGGAAAGCUUUUCCAGAUCUUCAUUCUACGUGCAGAAACUCGAAGCAGCAUCUGCUAGAGAGGCUUCUGAGCCUCAUGUCAUGA
This is a messenger RNA of Aureobasidium musti, 972 nucleotides long. The record is from the annotation of a GenBank genome assembly. Lineage: Eukaryota; Fungi; Ascomycota; Dothideomycetes; Dothideales; Saccotheciaceae.